Molecule: messenger RNA, 7898 nt
Organism: Acaromyces ingoldii
Lineage: Eukaryota; Fungi; Basidiomycota; Exobasidiomycetes; Exobasidiales; Cryptobasidiaceae
Product: beach-domain-containing protein
Exons: 4
Coding region: 17-7834 (2605 amino acids)
Molecular function (GO): protein binding
Source: RefSeq, a predicted model, not a curated record
CUCGCCCAGGCGAGGUAUGACGCCGUCCGACAGCCUUGCAUCAUUCGACACGCCCCCCAUGCCCUCUGCGCCCUCGCCAUACCUCCCCGAGCACGAUGGUUCGCGGGACGAGCUCAUGGCUGUGCUCGAGGCCAUGCGGGCCAGCCAGCCGGCCGAUUUGCAGACCAAGCUGCAUCUCGGCUCGCAGAUCCACAGGCUGCUCAUUGAGAGCCGCUAUGCAAAGGAUGACUUUCGCGAGGCGGGCGGCUUUCUCGUCGUGGUGCAGAUGCUCUCUUCGCUUGAACAGACCACGGCCCAGUCCACCGCCGACGAAGACAACAUUACAGAUGACGAAGGAACGACGAUCCACGAGAGGUUGCGCAUUGAAAUCUUCAAGCUGGCCCUCGCAAUCCUGGCCGAGUCGCUGGGCGCUGGCGCGAGCCCACAUGCUGCCAACCGAGCUGCAUUUGACUCCCUCGUCGGCUGGGAUCAAUUUGGCGCCGUGCUCCGCCUGUCAACACUUAUGGACACGUCGAGGGACCACUUUUUCUCAGCCCUGCUCGGCCUCGCCCUCGCCGACGUCUCUUCGAACCUCGGAAGGCUCCGUGCGGUUCGUCUCGACCUUGACAGGCGGCAGCAACAAACAAAGAAAGAGGGCGAAGAGAGGGAGGAAGAGCCAGAGGAUGAGGAUGAGGCCGCAUACAUGGCCAAACGAGUCACCGAGCAGUGGCCCGGCGGUUACCUGGAGCACGCAGGGGUGUUGCGACCAACGCUGUUGCUCGCCAACGAGAUCCGUUCGACCGACGACCGCAUCUGCCUCGCUGUUCAUUUAGUCACCGAGAGGCUGGCCACGAUGUCGAGAGCCAACCAGGUGGCCCUUGCCGAAGCCAAGAUUGGCUCUCUCCUCUUCCAACUCUAUGCGAAGAGCAGAGAAGAAGCCAAAGAAGAAGAGGACGUCGUCUGCAAGUGCCAACUACGCAUAGUGCAGCGCAUCUGCCAGCUCGGCAUCCCAGCACAGGACUGCAGAUCAAUGCUGCGUCGGCUUUGCGAUGGAGAGAAGAGUCCUCUGAUGGACAUGCUCUUGAGCGUUGCGAGACCCUCGGCAGCGCCCAACACGGCAACUUUCGACAUGGGUCGCUUCGGUCACUCGUCCCUCGCCGUCUCGUCCUUGCGAAGGCCAUUUCCACCCGCUUCGUCGUCCAAGGGUUUUUCCUUCUUUGCGCCCAUCCUCAUCGAUCGGAUCGAGCCGUCGCUACCGUUGGACCUCCUUCACCUCUUUGAUGCGCAGAGAGCCUGCUCUGUCAAGAUCCAGGUGGAACCAGGGACAGGCCAAGUGACCUAUACACCGAGAGAAUACAAGCCAUGCGUUCGCUUUAACGCUUCUCGAAUCGUUACUGGCCGUCUCCACCACCUCUGCCUUGUCCACGCCAGACCUACCGGUGGGCAGAAGACGUCGAUGGCACAGCUUUUCAUUGACGGAUCGUUUGUCGAAGAGCACCUCGCCCCUUGGCCCUCGACGCCGCCAGUUGGUGCUCCCGUGAGGGCAGUCUUUGGAACACCGCCAAACGUCACUGACGGAAGAAGACCGCAGCAUCUGCAGCAGCCACACAACAAUCGGCUUGUCUGGUCGCUGGGUCCAGCUUACCUCCUCGACGAUGUCCUACCUCCCGAGAUGCCUCUCGUUCUGUCUGAGCUCUCCUUCAGCGGCUACCACGGCAACUUGCAAGACAGCUUGGGUCGCUUCCUCACUUAUCCCAUCAGUACGCGUAUCAAUCUGCGCCUCGAUACCUUGGCGAGGGUGCAUGGCAUUACCGACAAGGAGCUGGCCAGUCAUCCUCUGGUGACCGCAAUUGCUGGCUCAGCCAGGACGCUGUUUGCAGAGGACAAGUUCUACUUUGUCCUCAAUGUCGCCAACAGCUGGAGCAUGGACCGCAUCGCACGUCGGGCGGUGGCGAAGGCGGCAGCGGCGACGAGCAACGACGGCUCGCACCGGCCGGGGUCGGAGCUCAUCCUCAAUCAGGCAGUUACGCUGACCCGAGACGCAGUAGAGGCUUCGUACGGCUAUGCCAAGCUCUUUGGCGCCCCGACACUGGGCAUCCCUCACUCGUUGGCCGACACGGUCUGGGAGCUUGGCGGAUGUGCUGUUCUCUUGAAGCUCGUCGAGGCGGCCGAAGAUACCGAGAGCCUCGAUAAGGCAGUCAGACUUCUCUUUACGCUCGUUCAGGGCUCUUGGCGAUCUUCAGAGGACGUUGAACGGGCAAGAGGAUACGAGGUGCUCGACUACCUCCUUCAUCAGAAGCGGCACCUCAUCGACGAACGGACAUUGGCGACGUUUCUCGAGGCUGUCGGCAUUGAUGCCGGUCGCGAGGCGACUGCGGCCCUGACCAAUCCCUUCCUGUACCGGAUCAUCCUGCUGGACUUUUCCAUCUGGACGGCGACGCCUCCGAGUGUGCAGCAGGCCCAUCUCGACCACUUCGCCGUCCUGCUUCGCACGUCAAAGCACCGACGGUUCAACGCCAAACGUGUGGCCAAGAUGCAGAUCGCACGCAAGCUCCUCUAUGCGCUUCGAUCAGGCAACUACUCUCGCGAGAUUGUACCGCACGUCGUGGCAGCCCUCAGGACCUCGUUGACUUCGUCAUUCAAUGACAUGGCCAUCCGUAACGUGUCGACAUACCUCGCCUCGAUGCUGUGUCGAGAGAGCGACCAAGCGCGAGAUGUGCGCGAACCGCCACGGAGGCAGCGGACGAUCGCCGACGACGCCGAACUCCUACAAAGUCUGACCCCAGCAGAACCCAAGUCUCCACAGAUUGGGGGACCCGAUGCACAAGUGCAGGUAGAGACAGCCCUCGAAGUUUUUGAGAUGCUGGCCGACCUGGUUCUCGAGAAGCCAGCCUUCCUGCUCAAGCUAGGCUCCGCCGUCAACAUCAAGUGGCUGCUUGUCUUCUUUGGCCCCACGGCUGAGAAGAAGGCUGCGAUUCUCUCGCUCGAAAUCAUGGCCGCUCUCCUCCUCUCUGAUGCUCGCUAUGCCGAUCGACUGGCCAGGUCUGGUGGCGUCAAAGUCGCCGAAAGAUUGCUGCCGCGCUUUUGGGCCUCACCAUCCGUUUUUGCGAGGUGCUGGGCGUCGCUUUUGGGGCAGCAAAGGCAGCAAAACACUUCGAUCUUGGCCAACUUUACGCCCUCUCCCGAGAGCAAGAUCGUGUGUCCCACCAUGAUGCGCCUCAUUGCAGCCUGCCUCAUCGAGGCGCUCAAGGAGAUCCAAGCACGCGAUCUCAAAACCGCUGGUGGCAAGCUCAAGCCAAGACCGAGCGAUUCGCUGGGUGUGCCACAGCCAUCGCAGCGGCGUCACGGUCGCAAGAGAUCGCAGUCGAUGAACGUCGAUGCAAAGGAGCUCGCCCAGACUUUCCAGGCCAACAGCGAAUUGACUUUGGUAAAGGAAACGAUUGAGCUGAUUGAGGACCAUGCCAACUCCUCGCUGCAGUUCAGGGAGCUCCUCUUUUCGCCCACGGUGCUGAGAUCUCUCAUUGCGGCCAUUACGCCGUUCGUCUCGAGGCCCGAGAAAGGAAAGGACGGCAGCACGGAUGGAGGGAUCGUUCAGGAGCUCUGCGACAAGCUCUUGACCGUCCUGUCGCGGUCGACCGUCGAGUCAAUGAUUUCGUCUGGCUCUACAAGGGCCGUGAGCGCACUGCUUGACUCAGUCCCGCCUUACACCGACUUGUCAACUUCAACAACCUUUCGGUCCGCACUGUACGACAAGGUCGCGCGAUCCAUCAUGGCUCGCUUGCAACACCAGGAGACAGCGGCCCAGGUCUUGCAGGACGGACUGGCGUGCGGCGCACUGGCCGACUUUCUGGAGCAGUGCUCUGGUGAUGAGCAGAACACAACGACGCUCAACCUCACGGCCGUGCUCCUCGAGGCGCUCUACCCGCUCCGCGAACACUUGCCCAAUGUCGUCCAUUCGCUGCUCACGACAUUGGAUCGCAUCAUCCUCUUCCAGCUGACAGAGCCGUCAGCCAGGCCGAUCCUCUUUGAGCACAUCUGCGCGCAUCACGCCAUCGUCUUUCUCGACGAAAAUCGAGACCUGGCAUUCUUCAGAUGCUUGCUCUACAAUCUCUUAGACGAGAUCCAUCGAGGCGGAUUGGCAAGCAGGGAGACGGUCUUGCAGACACUGAAGCUCAUGGCACAGACAAAGGCCGAGAUGAUUGAGGCUAUAAUCGUGCCGGACAAGAAGCUAGACGAUCUCUUUGAAAGCAAAGCCGACGACCUGCCGGGAUUGUUGAUGGGCAGCGGUGAGAAUGAGGCGACGCCAUUCGAGGCGGAAUGGCAGGGCUUUACAAAGUCGACCGACAACCUCAAAGCGGCCAUCCAUCUCGAUCGGCUCUCGCAGAUCAAGCAGCUCUUGGACAGAAGUGACGAGAGACAGCGGGCCCUCUCGACGACGGAAAGCCGAAUGAAGGCCUGGCAGGCGAGCGUCAGAGCGAGCGACGAGACGAAGUUUGUCAAGUUUCACCUGGACGCAAAGGAGCUGGCGAGCUUUGCGGCAGGCGAGUGGGACAAGCUCAAGCGGGAGCUCGACCGUGAGAAGGCCCUCCUGGGUCUCGAAGAGGACGUCGAUAGGGUAUUUGAGCUCGACUACUCGACGGAAGGACCGAUGAGGAUGAGAGCGAAGCUCAGAGAGGCAACCAUGGGAGAGGGGAAGGAGAAAGAGAAGCUCAUGAGGAUGCCAGACACUCCGGACCCGAACCAAAGUGCCCAUGGUGACGAGUGGGGGAGUGGCGAAGGCGUCAUGGUCGAUGAGGCUUCGCCGAUCGAUGCCCGUGCUGCAUCGGCAAGCCCUACAGACGACCGGAGCGGCUCAAGAGCAGACUUCGAGCCGCCUUCUGCCUCGUCGUUGACUUCUUUCCAAGUCGAUUCGCACGACGACAAGUUUCGUCGAGUGCUGCGCAGCCUUGAGAAAGGCGACGUGAUCGAGGGUGUCGAAAACAGCCUCAGGGUCGUCUUCAUCGACUGUCGAGCCUCGCUGCUCGUCUUUGGGAAGAAGUGUCUGUAUAUCAUCGAUGACUACUUUCAAAGGCCCGAUGGUGAGCUGUGUAAUCUCUGGGAGGCACCAGAAGAGGAAAGAGACACAGUUGUCAUGAGCACCCUGAGUGGGGAUCCAAGGGCUCCCAGCAGUCUCGUUGCUCAGCUCGAGGGCGGUGCGCAACAGACAAGAAAAUGGCAAUGGUCACAGCUGAAACUUGUGACCCUCAAGACUUUCCUUCAUCGAAAGACGGCUCUCGAAAUCUUCUUCAAAGACGGUCAGAGCUGCCUGCUGGUCUUAGCAACAACGACGAUCGCCAAUCGAGUCUUCAACGAUCUCGCCGCACGUAAUAAGACAGCGGUACAGUCCUUUGAUGCACUCCGAGAUGGUCUGCGAGAAGCACCUGCCUCCUCGUCUGGUCAAGGCAGCACCGGCUUCUCUCGAUUUGCCGGCGCGGUCCUAGGAAGGGGAAUCGGAUCCAUCACGCAAAAGUGGCAAGAAGGCAAGAUUUGCAACUUUGACUACCUCAUGAUGCUCAACACCGCCGCCGGCCGGACGUAUCUUGAUGUGACGCAGUAUCCCGUCAUGCCAUGGGUCCUUCGCGAUUAUUCAAGCGAGACACUCGAUCUGGAUGACCCGAAUUCAUUCCGCGACCUGUCCCUGCCAAUGGGAGCGCAAUCGCCAGCCAGGAGGCGGCAGUUUGAGGAGCGCUUUGCUCAGCUGGAGGAGCUCCAGUCGAUGGACCCGGAGGCCAACAAGCCAUUCCACUACGGCACGCACUACAGCACGGCGGCAACGGUGAGCGGCUACCUGAUUCGGAUGCGACCCUUCGACAAGGUGCUCAAGGCGCUUCAGGGAGGCACCUUUGACCUGGCCGAUCGAACAUUCAGCUCAAUAGGACAAGCAUACUCUUCGGCUUCGGAGGGCUCACUCGGAGACGUCAGGGAGCUGAUUCCAGAAGCCUACUACCUUCCUGAAUUUCUCACCAACUCGAACAAAUUCGAAUUUGGCAAGACCCAGAGCGGUGUGGUUGUCGACGACGUCGUGCUGCCUCCGUGGGCCAAAGGGGAUGCUCGUCUCUUCAUCAAGCUGCACCGACAAGCUCUUGAGAGCGAUUAUGUCUCGGCUCACCUGCACGAAUGGAUCGACCUCAUCUUUGGGCACCGACAGCGCGGUCCAGAAGCGAUCAAGGCAACCAAUUGCUUUCACGAGCUGUCAUAUGAUGAUGCGCUCGACCUGCAGGGGAUCGACUCGGCCGUCGAGAGGCAGGCCGUGCUCAAGACGAUCCACAUGUUUGGUGUAUGCCCGAAGCGACUCUUCAUGAACCCACAUCCAGCCCGCAAUGUCGGCCAGCAAGCGCAAAACCACUUCCACCAGCAUUCGACCUCUCUGAGCGAGAGACCUUGGAUGUUCCUGCAGGGGAUCGUCCAGAUCCGUUCCCUCAAGGGACUAGCGGUGCAUCACGUCUACUUUUCCGACUCGGAAGCGCAUCCGCAAAGGUCCUUUGCUUCGCCGCGCGACUAUCUCAUCCUGCCCAAGCUUGGUCUUUCGCUCUCUGUUGGACACCUGGACGGAAGUAUUCGUGUGUUUGGCAAGGACCCGAACAAGGCCGCGACCGUGACGGAGCAGGUGAUGCCGGGCCGUGUCUCGUGCCUCGCCCAAGCGGACGAUGAGGGCAGGGUCCUCGUCGGAAGCCUCGAUGGGCUCGUUACGGCUUGGCAGCUCGAUCCGGCCCAGCGAAGCCUGACCUUCUUGCACGCCUCGCGCGGACACCAUGGCAAGGUACUCUGCCUCGCUUAUUCGCAUGCUUGGAGCAUGGCCUUGUCUGGAAGUGCAGAUGGGACGGCCAUCCUGUGGGACAAUGGGGGCAACUACGUCGCGAGUCUCCCCCACGAUGGGCAGCCCGUGCAACACGUCGCUAUCGCAGAAGACUCCGGUAUGGUGGCGACUGCCUCGGGGAACGUGCUAAAGGUCUGGUCCAUCAACGGACAUCCCAUUUCGCAAUCGUCUUCUUCUGGAGGCGGAAGUGCGAGCAGCCAUUCGCUAGGACCGAUCACGGCCCUGUCGUUUUACCGGCCGAAGCGAGGAAAAGAGACUCUGAAUGGUGCAAGGCUCUGCAUGCUGCUGACGGGCCACCAGCGAGGCCAAGUCGCACUCUGGCGUUGCUGGCCCAACAGCAAAGCACCAGUGUCUGCAAAGAGGCUCAGUGUCAGCUUCGAAGAGCAGAGAAAGGACGAGGCGAGCGGCGAAAUUCAGUGGGCCCUCGAGAGGGUUCACGUGUUCCAGGUCGUCGAUCGGUUUGGCCGGGCGUCUGCCAUGGAUGAUGAUGAGCAAUCGACCCAGCAAGGGAGACAGACGGACAAAGACGAUUUGGGCAUGUCGAGAGACGGAGAGCAAGCGAUUACGACGAUCAGCAGCAGUGUGAGCGCGAUUCACGCCACAAACGAGGCGUUGCUCGUAGGCGAUGAGUCGGGUCGACUUGUGCUCUUUUCGCCCUUUACCCCCGCCUCGAGCAACGCGCCGGACUACUCCGUUGCCAUUUCGGCUGCGUUCGGCUCGCAACAGGGUGGGACGGGUGCAAAUAGCCAUCACGCAGGAGGAGGUGGGGCAAACAAUUGCCUCAAUUGCUGGAGAAAGAUGGGCGUCUUUGAGAAGAAGGCGACCUGCCAAGGAUGCGGGGGCACAUUCUGCUCAACAUGCUGUGGGAGGUACGUGAGAGAGGGAGGCGAAAUGGUGGCAGCUAGAAUGUGUGGAUUCUGCAAGACUGUGGUUGGAGAGGGACUACUCAAGGAAGAAGAGGAAGCCAGGGGGAAAGGCGAUGCGUCAGGGUCUCAUUAGCAUCAUCAAUUGUAUCUAUCAAUCCUCAACUUCACUCAAUUAGAGCAAUCAGCAACCAAUAACG